AUGUCACACCACGAGUAUGAUGGACCAGAAACAAAUCAUGCGUCAAUCGCAGGAAAUACCACGAUGUCAGAUGCUGCACUGGCACAAGCUUCUGAGUGGUAUCGUGAAUGUCUACUGAAGCAUACCACUUGCACCGCUCCACUGGCAUCCAAGUGCCUCAUGCCAACUAGACUGCUUCGCAUUGAUGAAGAUGAAAAAUAUGUCAGGCUUGUUGUAACAAAAGAAGAAGCGGCCCAGGACUCACGUUAUUCAACCCUAAGUCAUUGCUGGGGAAAUUCCAAUAUUCUAAAGCUUACAGUUUCGAAUCUGGAAAUGUUUAAAGCUGGUAUCCCUCUCGAGCGACUCCCGAAGACGUUUGUUGAGGCUGUAUUUAUUGCUAGAAAGUUUUCUACUCCUUACAUAUGGAUAGACUCACUUUGUAUCAUACAGGACUCUGAGGAUGACUGGCAGACUGAAUCUGUCUCUAUGGAAAAUGUCUAUGGCAACAGUAGUCUGAAUAUAAUGGCUACAGCCUCUAAAAACAGUCAUGAGGGUCUUUCUCGAUCUCGAGACCCAAAGGUGUUGGAGCUGUGUCCAGCAGUUCAGUCAAAAUGGGAAGGUGCUCAGAACGAUCUAUUCUAUUUAAUCGACGAGAACAUCUGGAACAAGAGAUUGUACAGUGGACCACUGCUAGAGCGAGGCUGGGUUUUGCAAGAACGUGUCUUGUCCCCUCGAUCACUCCAUUUUUGUGAUAGCGAACUACUCUGGGAAUGCAGGGAGAUGGCUAGUUGCGAAACAUACCCAGCAGGGCUACCAAGAGUUUGCAAGCAGAUGAAUUUCAAGUCAAGACCACUGUCGGGUUCCGAUUCAUAUGGAAGGAAUCAAACAUAUCUAACGAAAGAUUCGGACAAACUAGUUGCAGUCAGUGCCCUGGCCAAGUGCACACGGGCAAGUUUCGGUGAUGUCUAUGUGGCAGGCCUUUGGAGAUAUAUGUUUGUCGAUCAGCUUCUUUGGAGCGGUCUGUCCAUUUCUCGCCCGAAAGACUAUCGAGCGCCGACUUGGUCCUGGGCCUCUGUGGAUGGCUUUAUCGACCCUGCUUCCGUCCAUUCCAAUACUAAAUAUCACAUUGAAAUUGAUGAAGUACAAGUUACGCCCGUUUCCAGCGUCGAUGACACUGGUUCCAUAUUGGAUGGAUACUUUCGUGCGCAGGGACUGCUAAUACGCGACACAAUUGUCAACGAUAAGAGAUAUGGCAAUGUUCUCCUCCUCGCUGGGCAGGGUGAAGAUAGAUUUAUUUAUGUAAAGCUAGAUGCACCGGCCGACCAAUGCGGAAAAAGAGGUGAUAGUCCUUCCUAUCUUGUCAAACUCAGAUGGGUCGGAUAA
Botrytis porri is the source of this 1362-nucleotide messenger RNA. RefSeq lists its product as uncharacterized. The transcript has 3 exons. Bases 1 to 1362 code for a protein of 453 amino acids. The record is from RefSeq and is a predicted model, not a curated record. Lineage: Eukaryota; Fungi; Ascomycota; Leotiomycetes; Helotiales; Sclerotiniaceae.